Toxotes jaculatrix (banded archerfish) is the source of this 2045-nucleotide messenger RNA. Its product is annotated as clathrin heavy chain linker domain-containing protein 1-like. The record is from RefSeq and is a predicted model, not a curated record. Lineage: Eukaryota; Metazoa; Chordata; Actinopteri; Toxotidae. The transcript has 13 exons. The annotation marks the transcript as partial.
CCUGGACCGGAUCAGACCGGAUCAGACCGGAUCGGCUUCCCCAGGCUCACCCUUUGUCAGGAGGAGGAGGAUCUGGGAGACAAAAAACUAUUUUUAAAAAAUGGACCCGUCUCAGGGCUGAACUGUGCGCCGCCUCCUCCUGCUCCUCCUUCCUCCUGCUCCCCCUUCACUCCGUCAGCUGGAAACAAACAUGGAGUCCUUCCUCCUCCUCCUUCUCCUCCUCCUCUCUCUGCCGGGUUUGACGCUUUCUGUGAAAGCCAAACAGACGAUACGAAUAAUUUAGAUGUCGCCUCCUUGUGGGAGGAGGAGGAGGAGGAGGAGAGGGGGGAGGGUGAGGAGGAGGAGGAGGAGAGGGACGAGCUCCGGUACAUUAUCUACCGCUCCGUGUUUAAUAAGGUGAUUUCCCGAUCCACGGACUAUAAGAGACUCCUGCUGACCAUAAAGUCUGAGUAUGACGAUGCCAUCAGGGAGCUGCAGCGGAGGGAGGAUGGAGUCCGGGCGGCUCAGCGAACUCAGGCGGCCGCGGCAUCGCAUCCAAAAUCCCUGACUACCUGCCGGAGACGAGCCGACCAGCUGAGGGACAGAAUCUCUGACCUUCAGAGGGAAACAUCCAAACUUCAGGAGGAGAUCAAGAGACAGAAAUCAUCUAAAGAGCAGAGCACAUGGAUACCUGGUUUGACAGUGGCUGAGUCUGAGGAUCCUGAGAUUCUGGACAGACACCUGAAGCAUCUUGAGGCCCAGAGAGCUGCUUUACUGGACAGAAAGAGUCUCUGCGUCUCUCUGGAGGUCAAAGCUGAGCUGGAUGCCAAGCUGCAGAUCGUCAAGUGCCACAGAGACCAGCUGAGCACCGAGAACUACCGACUGAAAGUUCUAUACAAACGUCUGAGGUUUGUGUCCAACCGUCUGUCCAGCUGGGAGGAGGAGGAGGGGCAGCAGGUUACUGUGGAGGAACUGCUGGGUUCCACACUGGAGAACAUCAGACAGACCGGCUUGACGGACGACGACAGUCGCAGCAUUGAUGCUGAGCUGUUUGAGGAGGAAGAGCCGACUGGAGUCAAUGAGUCCGAGCUCCUGACAGAUUACCUGGACAGGUUUAUUGGGCUCUUCCAGUUGGCUCAGUAUGAGGAAGCUGCUCUCAUCGCAGCCAGAUCUCCUCGAGGAGUCCUGAGGAACCUCGACACCAUGGAGAUGUUUAAAGGUGUGACGGCCCCCCCGGGGUCGGUCCCCCCUCUCCUCCUGUUCUUCCAGGCCCUGCUGGUCACCGUCCCGGCCGGUGUUGAACUGUCGGCUCCUCUGUCCCUGCAGUGCGUCCUCGUUGCCCUGCAGCACGGCGCCUCUCAGCUCAUCACCCACGCUGUUACCAACAACAAACUGACCUUCUCUGAGCACCUGGGUGACGUCCUUACUGAGCAUGCUCAGAAAAACCCCAGCUUGGCCGACCUGUGUCUGGCGUUGGCCACAGUUGUCUACGAGGCUUGCGGCCUGGACAGAAAGGUCGCACUGAGCAUGUGCAGGAGAGGCCUCAUCCACAGCGCCGCCGAGUUCAUGACCCACAGCAAGGACCUCACAGCUGAGGACUGUAUUUGGGUUCUGUGUCGCUCGCCCAGCCUCUCCCUCCUCCAGCUGCUGACGGGCCCUCGGUGGGGCCGGGCUGCCUUCUUGUCAGUGGGCAGGGCCUGUUCCAGUCUGCUGUCCGACCCUCAGCAGGGCAAGUUAGCGCUGCAGCUCCUGGACAGCUUCGUGAGCCAAGGACCAGGGGUUUUACAGGACGCUAUCUUGGAGGACGACGGCUCUUCAGUGGAUAUUUGGAUCGACGUUGCAUCUCUGUGCUCUGAGCUAAACCGGGCCGACCUGAGCCAGGCCGUCCUGUCCGUCUUGUUGGACCAGGGCGGGACCAGAGUCCUGUCCCCAGAUCUGGAGGGAGCCCGACUCAUGGAACAUGUCUUCCUGUGAAAACUGAACCUGAAGGUCCUCACACAGGCUCCAGCCUCUGCAGCAGAGGUUUCCCUCCAGAGCACCGCCAGUUUCCCGCCAUCCUUCGUGCC